AUGUUCAAAUUCGUAGUAUUCUCUGCUUUCUUGGCCAUUGCCAAUGCUGGAGUUCUUCACAGUGCUGCUUACAGCAUUCCAACUGCUGUUAGUCAUCAAUCGAGGACUGACAUUAUCAGUAAACCUGUUGUGGCUCCAGUUGUUGCUGCAUACACUGCCCCAGUUGUAAACUCAGUGGCAUACACCUCUCCAGUAGCAUAUACUUCUCCAGUUGUUAAAACCGUUGCAGUUGCUCCAGUAGCCUACACCGCAGCUGCUGCCAUCCCAACAGCCGUCAGCCAUCAAUCUAGGACUGAUUUCGUCAAUAAACCUGUCUUUGCCGCUUACUCUGCUCCAGUUGUUGCCGCCGCUUACACCGCACCAAUUACCAACGCCGCCUUUGCCGCUCCAGCAGCAUACACCGGAUUAUAUUAUUAA
Messenger RNA from Nicrophorus vespilloides, 417 nucleotides. RefSeq names its product pupal cuticle protein C1B-like. The transcript has a single exon. The coding region runs from base 1 to 417 and encodes 138 amino acids. The record is from RefSeq and is a predicted model, not a curated record. Lineage: Eukaryota; Metazoa; Arthropoda; Insecta; Coleoptera; Silphidae.